AUGACAUUACCACCAUUGGAACAGAAUACACCAUUUUCUCAAAGUUCAACUGUAUCAAUCAAUCAAUUCGAAGAUAUUGAAUUACUGACAGAUGAACCAAAAGCUACAAGAUUCUUCGAAAAUAUAUUUAAAUUUCCUCAAUGCUUUAAUAAGAGUCAACAAAUUAUGUCUCUACCUCAGAUUAAGACAGAGAUAACAUCAACUAUUGUUGAAAAUCAAGAGAAUGGUUUGAUAAAUACGCUUCCACCAACUAAUAAGCUCGCAGUUGAAAAUGGCAAAUUUGGAUUUUUGAAAAACAUCAAAUCGAUCUUCAGUUCCAACAAAAUUCAAGUAAUUUAUCUGGAUUCCAUUUCAUGUUCGAAAGAAGAUUUUGAAGAGAUUUUUAGUACAGCUAAAACUUCAGAGACAUUGGGUAUUCGAUUUAGAAGAUUUUUCAACUUGGGGAGUAUUAAGCAAAAGAUAGGCGAGUCAAUUGAAGUUCACAGUUUGAAUUCACACAAAUUUAAAGAUGCUUUAGAUAGCUUAGGAUUAACACCAGCAAAAUCAAAACCUAAAAAACUUAUGAAUUUAAAAUCAAUAUCGAUGCCAGACCUUAGAAAACCAGAACCCCAAAAAGUAUGUGAUGAAGAAAUUAUAAGUAAGACUGUUAAUUUAGAAUUACCAGUCGAAGUGAAUAGAAAAGAUGAAGAAUUAGUUGAUCCAGAUUUUGAUCCAUAUAGUCCAAUUUAUGAAUUACCAACUUCAACUCCAUCACUUAAAAGAGUUUUUUAUCAACAUGAUGAUUUUUUGAACUGGGAAUUACCUUAUUCUGAUGCAAAACCAGAUAAAUUGAUGGAUAAAUUUAUACCAUUAAGAUCAUCACCUACAAAAGUUAAAAAAAUAGAUCAAAAAAAGGGUCUUUCUGAAAGUAAGGUGUUUUCAUCAAAUUUUAACAGACUUCAAGAUAUGCAAGCUUUUAAAGAAGCUAAAUUUAUUGACUCUCCAAAUUUUAGAUUUGAUUUUGAGAAUAAAGAAAAUGAGUUAAUUAUCAAUGAAUUAGGUGCUAAUUUUGAUGAGAAAAAACAUGAUGAUGAAUUUUUUUGUAUUCAUAGCUAUCCAUAUGCGGUAACAGAAGAGUAA
Molecule: messenger RNA, 1119 nt
Organism: Lodderomyces jiufengensis
Lineage: Eukaryota; Fungi; Ascomycota; Pichiomycetes; Serinales; Debaryomycetaceae
Exons: 1
Coding region: 1-1119 (372 amino acids)
Source: RefSeq, a predicted model, not a curated record